This is a messenger RNA of Arvicola amphibius (Eurasian water vole), 1946 nucleotides long. RefSeq names its product DEP domain containing 1B (gene Depdc1b). The coding region runs from base 1 to 1590 and encodes 529 amino acids. The record is from RefSeq and is a predicted model, not a curated record. Gene Ontology annotation, biological process: positive regulation of Wnt signaling pathway; intracellular signal transduction. NCBI's taxonomy places the organism in Eukaryota, Metazoa, Chordata, Mammalia, Rodentia, Cricetidae. The transcript has 11 exons.
AUGGAGCACCGCAUCGUGGGUCCUGGGCCCUACCGGGCCACCAAGCUGUGGAACGAGACGGUGGAGCUUUUUCGUUCCAGGAUGCCUUUACGGAAACAUCGGUGUCGUUUCAAGAGCUACGAGCACUGCUUCACAGCCACGGAAGCUGUGGACUGGCUGCACGAGCUUCUGAGGAACAGUCAGAACUUUGGGCCCGAGGUAACUCGCAAACAGACAGUCCAGCUGCUGAAGAAAUUCCUGAAGAAUCACGUGAUCGAAGACAUCAAGGGAAAAUGGGGUCAGGAGGAUUUUGAAGACAACCGUCAGCUCUACAGGUUUCCUCCUUCCUCACCCCUGAAGCCAUAUCCAAAGAAGCCCCUGCAUCAAAGAGAUGUUAUCAAAUUUCCAGAAUGGAAUGAUCUCCCACCAGGCACUUCACAAGAGAACAUUCCCGUGAGGCCAAUUGUGAUGAAUUCUGAGAUGUGGUUCAAGCGGCACAGCAUUGCUAUUGGAGAGGUGCCGGCUUGCCGUCUCGUCCACCGAAGACAGCUGACCGAGGCCAACGUGGAGGAGAUCUGGAAGUCCAUGACGCUAUCCUAUUUACAGAAAGUCCUUGGCCUGGAUUCCCUGGAAGAAGUUCUAAACACCAAACUUGUCAACUCCAAGUUCAUCAUCCAUAACGUAUACAGUGUCAGCAAGCAGGGCGUCGUCAUCCUGGAUGACAAGUCAAAAGAGCUUCCUUAUUGGGUCCUGUCAGCUAUGAAGUGUUUGGCAAAUUGGCCGAACUGCUCUGAUUGGAAGCAGCCUAUGUACUUGGGGUUUGAGAAAGAUGUCUUCAAGACAAUCGCGGAUUACUAUGGUCACCUGAAGGAGCCACUGCUGACGUUCCAUCUGUUUGAUGCUUUCGUCAGUGUCCUAGGUUUGCUGCAGAAAGAGAAGAUGGCAAUCGAAGCUUUCCAGAUUUGUUGUCUCCUUCUGCCUCCUGAAAACAGGAGAAAGCUGCAGCUGCUGAUGAGGAUGAUGGCAAGGAUCUGCUUAAACAAAGAGAUGCCGCCACUGUGUGAUGGCUUUGGCACCCGCACGCUGAUGGUUCAGACAUUUUCUCGGUGCAUCUUGUGUUCUAAGGACGAAGUAGACUUAGAUGAGUUGCUAGCUGCUCGAUUGGUGACAUUUCUGAUGGACAAUUACCAGGAGAUUCUGAAAGUUCCUUUGGCCCUGCAGACCUCCAUUGAAGAGCGUGUGGCUCAUCUGCGAAGAGUUCAGAUAAAAUACCCAGGAGCUGAUAUGGAUAUCACGUUGUCUGCGCCUUCUUUUUGCCGUCAAAUCAGUCCAGAGGAAUUUGAAUACCAAAGGGCAUACGGCUCUCAGGAGCCUCUGGCAGCCUUGUUGGAAGAAGUCAUAGCAGAUGCCAAACUCUCCAACAAGGAGAAGAAGAAGAAGCUGAAGCAGUUUCAGAAAUCGUACCCUGAAGUCUACCAGGAGCGAUUUCCUACACCAGAAAGUGAAGCGCUUCUCUUCCCUGAAAAGCCCAAGCCCAAACCGCAGCUGUUUAUGUGGGCGCUGAGGAAGCCUUUCCAGCCAUUUCAGAGGACGAGAAGUUUCCGGAUGUGAUACAGCGACGGUGCUUUAAAGACCUCAGCACUCGAGACAGUUUUCAGUCAGUCGAGGCUCAAGAAUGCUAAGUUAUAAACUACUGAAAUAGGGGUUUCAGAGAAGCCGGACCUGACUAUUUCCAUAUUGAGCCAUUGUCAGUAUUUCUAUAAAUCUCAAUGCUGUCUUUAGAGAUGUACAAAUCAGUGAACGAUUACAAGCCACGUGUAUAGUGGUGGUGCAACAGGCUUGGGAUUGUUGCAGAGUCUAAAGGUAAAGUGUUCCCCCUCUUCUAUUUGUUGUUUUCUAUAGUAUGUAAAGUUCUUGUGUGUGCUUUCUCCUCCCUGACACGUCUGUGAAAACCAAGCCUAAGAAUA